Quercus lobata is the source of this 2778-nucleotide messenger RNA. Its product is annotated as Tetratricopeptide repeat (TPR)-like superfamily protein. The transcript has a single exon. The coding region runs from base 152 to 2551 and encodes 799 amino acids. The record is from RefSeq and is a predicted model, not a curated record. Gene Ontology annotation, molecular function: protein binding. NCBI's taxonomy places the organism in Eukaryota, Viridiplantae, Streptophyta, Magnoliopsida, Fagales, Fagaceae.
AAUAUGACCAAAAAGUAUUAAAAAAAAACUGGCGCGCUUGGCUCAUCUGGUUCUUCUACCUAGGCCUUAGCAUUUUUCUUUCAUAAUUUCGGUUCGGCUGAAGAUCAAAAUUUUUCUUUAACAAUUUCGCAAUGCAAAGCACGACCCAGCAAUGCGCCAUGGAAAAUUUCUCCUCACCAAAACCCCACCACCACCAACAACAAACAGCCUAUCUAAAAUGGGAGACCUGCUCCUCAUUGCCUCUCUCACCAAAACCAUCUCGGAGUCCGGCACUCGCAACCUCGACCCUUCCUCCAUUCCUCUCACCCAAUCUCUCCUCCUCCAAAUCCUCCACUCCAAUUCUCUCCACCCCUCCAACAAAAUCGACUUCUUCAUUUGGUGUUCCUCUUCUCUCAGACAUUUUUACAAACACUCCGCAUGCGCUUACUCUCACAUUCUCCGCAUCGCUUGUCUCGGUAAUGAACACCACCACAUCCCCACUCUGUUGCUCUCCAUGAAGCAAGACGGCGUCGUUGCUGACUCCGCCACUUUCAAGUUCUUGCUCGACGCCUUUAUUCGCUCCGGUAAGAUCGACUUCGCUCUUCAGAUUUUGGACCAAAUGGAAGAGCUUGAAGUUGAGCUAGGUACCACGAUUUUCGAUCCCCACAUGUAUAACACCGUUCUCGUGGCUCUGCUUAGGAAAAACCAACUGGGUUUGGCUUUGUCAAUCUUCUUUAAGCUUCUCGAAGCUUCAGCUUCUUCGGUCCCUAGCUCUAUUGCCUGUAACGAAUUGUUAGUCACUCUUAGGAAAGCAAACAUGAGAGUGGAAUUCAAACAAGUGUUUGAUAAACUUAGGGACAAGAAUGGGUUCGAGUUUGAUACUUGGGGUUACAAUAUAUGCAUUCAUGCAUUUGGGUGUUGGGGUGAUUUGGUUACCUCUUUAGGCCUAUUCAAAGAAAUGAAGGAAAAAACAUCACUGGGUCCAGACUUGUGCACUUACAAUAGUUUGAUUCAUGUUCUGUGCUUGGUUGGGAAGGUGAAGGAUGCACUAAUUGUUUGGGAGGAAUUGAAAGGGUCUGGUCAUGAGCCCGAUAAGUUUACGUAUCGAAUAAUGAUUCAAGGGUGCUGUAAAUCUUAUCGAAUUGAAGAUGCCGCCAGGAUUUUUAAUGAGAUGCAGUAUAACGGGUUUAUCCCGGAUACUGUUGUGUAUAGUUCACUGCUUGAUGGGAUGUUCAAGGCGAGGAAGGUCACAGAUGCCUGCCAACUGUUUGAGAAAAUGGUUCAAGAUGGGGUACGAGCCUCGUGUUGGACAUAUAAUAUUUUGAUUGAUGGGUUGUUUAGGAAUGGGAGGGCUGAGGCUGGUUACACCCUGUUUUGUGACUUGAAGAAGAAGGGUCAGUUUGUGGAUGGUGUUACUUACAGCAUUGUUGUGUUGCAACUUUGUAGGGAGGGUCUGCUUGAGGAAGCGCUGAAAUUGGUGGAAGAAAUGGAGGGCAGAGGAUUUGUUGUUGAUUUAGUUACUAUUACGUCGCUCUUGAUAGGGCUUCAUAAGCAUGGGCGGUGGGAUUGGACAGAGAGACUUAUGAAGCACAUUAGGGAUGGUAAUCUGGUUCCUAAUGUUCUUAAAUGGAAGACUGAUAUGGAGGCUUUGAUGAAAAAUCCACAGAGCAAGAGGAAGGAUUAUACGCCAAUGUUCCAAACUAAAGUUGACUUUGGUGAGAUUAUGGAUUUAAUAAGUUCUGCAGACAAUGUGGUGGAUGCAAACUUUGUUUCAGAUGACCCUGGAAUUAGUGAUGAAGAGACUUCAUCCAGUGACAUUGAUCAGUGGUCAUCUUCCCCUUAUAUGGAUCAAUUAGCCAGUCAAAUGAAGUCUGCUGAUCAUUCCUCUCAACCAUAUUCACCAUCUAGGGGGCAACGAGUUCAGCCCAAAGGGAUGGGCUCGUUUGAUAUUGACAUGGUCAAUACUUUCUUGUCUAUACUCCUGGCCAAGGGAAAGUUGAGUUUAGCCUGCAAGUUGUUUGAAAUUUUCAGUAAUAUGGGUGUCAACCCUGUGAGCUACACUUACAAUUCUAUUAUGAGUUCAUUUGUCAAGAAGGGAUAUUUUAAUGAGGCAUGGGGUGUCCUCAAUGAAAUGGGCGAGAAGGUUUGCCCGGCAGACAUAGCGACAUACAAUGUGAUAAUACAAGGCUUGGGGAAGAUGAGAAGAGCAGAUCUAGCUAGUGCUGUUCUGGAUAAGCUAGUUAAGGAUGGUGGUUAUCUUGACAUAGUUAUGUACAACACCCUGAUUAAUGCGCUUGGGAAGGCCCGCCGGAUUGAUGAAGUAAACAAGCUCUUUGAGCAGAUGAGGACUAGUGGAAUAAAUCCCGAUGUUGUUACUUUUAACACACUUAUUGAAGUUCAUAGUAAGGCAGGUCGAUUGAAGGAUGCAUAUAAAUUUUUAAAAAUGAUGCUGGAUGCAGGCUGCUUGCCAAACCAUGUUACAGACACGACUUUGGAUUUCCUGGGAAAGGAGAUUGAGAAAUUGAGGUACGAAAAGGCAUCAAUCUUGAGAAAUAAGGAUGAUUCUUCUUGAGGAAAUAUUCUGCAGAUAAGACUGGUUAAAGCUUAAUAAGAACUGUUGUACUAGUUGCAAAAGAAUAAUUUCAGCUUAUUGUACUUAUUUUCUUGUAGUAUGAGUGUGUGAGAUACAGUUGUUCAUUAGGUGCCCUUUUGGCCCAUAUUCAAAACAAAAUUUCUCAUAAUUAUGCUUGAUUUCGCAUUGGGUAGCAUACCAAAUAAAUUUUCUGGUUAUUGAUUUCA